GAGCUCGUUACUGCGAUCCCUAACCAUGCCAGUCUGCCACAGCCUGUUACGUCGAGUUUUCCAUGACUCGCGGUUUGUUGAAGUCCGGAAUGACAUCCAAGGAGGACAUGUCAAAAUGAGACUAGUCAGGAUAACAAUGUUUCAUCCUCCUAGCUUGUUCGCCUCUCUGAGUCUUAUCACCAGAUGGUUAAUUCAUGGUGAUACAUACUGAUCUGCCCAUUUCAUUUCUGCAUCGGUGACUACUGGCGCUCCCACGCUGAGUCACCUGGAGUCCUGACUCGAGUCACACCGUAGCCUAGGUUUUUGGGUACUAAUAAGCUCUGACCUGCACUGCGCCCACGGACGCAACGGCUGACAUGAAGAACCCAGUGUCCUCCGAAUUAGCCCCUAGCACAUUGACUACUGAUGUAGAGCUAGACAAACAGGCUCCGCCUUCGUUUGGGCACGCGAUGCACAAGCUCUUUGAGUUUGACCCAUCAUACGUGAACCUAAAUCACGGUUCAUAUGGUUCAUUACCCAUGCCAGUUAGAGUUGCAUGCGAUAAGCUCUCCACUCACAUUGAAGCCAACCCAGACAAAUUCAUGCGCAUCGAGUGCAUUCACCACUGGAAUGAGGCUCGUACUCGAGUGGCCAAGCUGAUAGGCGCAGAGACUGACGAGUGUGUCUUGGUGCCUAACACAUCGUACGGCAUAACUACGGUUCUCCGCAAUUUCGAGUGGCAUGAAGGGGACAUCAUUAUUGGGACUACCACGACUUAUGGUGCUGUGUCCCGAGCGAUUAGGUAUCUUGGAGAUAUCACACCAUAUCCACAAGUGUCCACAUUCAAUCUCACGUUCCCUACCUCACAUGCGGAGAUACUGGAGAAUUGGCGAGAACAUAUCCGCCGAGUGACCUCGGAAGCGAGCGAUCUCAAACAGACUCGCAAGGUCGUGGCUGUAGUAGAUGCCAUCGUGGCCAAUCCUGGCGUGCGUCUUCCUUGGAAAGAAAUGGUGGCCAUUUGCAAGGAUGCAGGUGUCUGGUCAGUGGUCGAUGCUGCGCAUGCAAUCGGCCAGGAAGUAGACAUUAACUUGUCGGAGGCGAAGCCUGAUUUUUGGGUAUCAAAUUGCCACAAAUGGCUUUAUGCAAAGAGAGGCUGCGCAGUCCUUUAUGUCCCUAAGCGAAACCAGCAUGUCAUCAAAUCUCCUAUACCCACCCCACACAAUUAUCUCUCACCUCGAGAUGAGCACCACAAUGGCCCACAGACAUUUGUAAAGCUUUUCCAAUGGACAGGGACCAUAGAUUAUGUUCCGUUCCUGAGUAUAAAUGCAGCCUUGGACUUUAGACAGUGGCUCGGCGGCGAGCACAAGAUAAACGAAUAUACUCACAAUCUCGCAAUUGCAGGCGGGAAGCAUCUGGCAAGUCUCCUAGGAACCAGCGUAAUGGACCCUGACGGCGACCUAACUUGGAACAUGGUCAACGUGGAAUUGCCCAUUCCCGGCGACAUCACAUAUUCGGAUGAAAUUAACUCCCUGUUGCAAAGUACAUUGUUGAUAGAGUGCAACACGUAUGCCGCUCACUACUACCAUAAUGGAAAAUGGUGGACAAGGUGUAGUGCGCAGGUAUGGAACGAGAUUUCGGAUUUCGAAGUUCUCGCCAGUGCUUUGAAAAACGCGUGCCAGAAAGUAGUGGAGUUUGCGAAGCAAUGAAUUCUUCUUUCACGAAGCAAGAUCUUCCCUACGAGAAUUCGAGAUGGAACAAUAAAUACUUAGACCGAAAUGCCAAGAGCGCGUGUUGAAUUGCAGGCGAAGUACUUGCUGACUAAGUUAUGGAUCAUCCCGGAAAG
Suillus clintonianus is the source of this 1822-nucleotide messenger RNA. RefSeq names its product pyridoxal phosphate-dependent transferase. Bases 357 to 1685 code for a protein of 442 amino acids. The record is from RefSeq and is a predicted model, not a curated record. The transcript has 9 exons. NCBI's taxonomy places the organism in Eukaryota, Fungi, Basidiomycota, Agaricomycetes, Boletales, Suillaceae.